ACUGUCGGAGGAAGCGUAUCGCUCUCGGCCUCAUUCCCGCGCUCGUAACAUCGCUCGGUAUCUCUACAGGGAUGUUUGUUUCUAGAUAGUGCCUAAAAUUUAGAGGAUUUCAACUGUGCUGUGUCAAAGUGUGGACAACGUGAAAGUGCUCGUCGUUUUAACGUCGAUCAAGAAAUAUCUGUGGACAAUCAAAAUACUGAUAACAAUAUAAGUUAAGGUGAUAAGUGUAAAUGAGCCACUCCAAAGGAUCUCCGACGAGAAAUGAUAAAUUAACAAAUGCCGUGAUUUCGGGGCCACCAUUAAAAAGAUAAUUUAGAAGAAAUCUGCGUAUGGCCGAAAGAUACACGAGUAGUCCAACUAAAGCGUCACCGUACGCUUUUUGGACAUCCCACAAUGCUUGGAAUCAUCUUCAAGGACCUCAAGGAUCUGCUUUGCCAAAAUUUAACGACAUAAGUGCGCAUAAAGUUGAAAAAUCUGAAGAUGUUCUUCAAAGUGAUUACGGUGACAUAUCUAGAGUUCAUAGUGAAAGUGUUAUAGCGAAUUCAGAAGAUGAUGACAUCAGGAAAGACGUCUGGAGCGACGUUGAUGAUGAAGUAUACAUAGCGAAUGUAAUCAAAGCGAGGACUAAUGAAGUGAGGAGGGAUAAACGUGAUAUUUAUAGUGAUAGUGAUGUUAGUGAGGUUGUGAGUAGUGAUAAGGUAGAUAACGAGAUGUGGGAGCUAGAGCCCACGGACCUGAGUGAGUGUGAUUGCCUUGGACCACCUCCGGAGUUCCUGCUGCCUCCUCCUCCGAGGCCACCUUUCUUGAGCGCGGAGUACUAUUGUGGGGACGACCCGAUACCAGAUUUGGAGACUUGCGACACGGAACCAAAGAUAGACGCGUACAACCACAGUGGGCCGUCGCUGCAGACGUCGGCUGCCAUCGCGCUGUGUUCCAUCGUGCUGGUGCUAGGCAUCUUCGUCGGCGCCAUCCUCGUUUGGAAACACAAGCGGAAAGUGACGAACCUCCUCCCCUCCAAGUCUUCAGCGCCAAACCAGAGCACAGGGUCCCAGAGGAGGGCGCCCCCUCCCGCACCCCUCUACGAAGACCUCCAGGACCUGCCUAGAAGACCACCGCUGCCGCACAGGCCGGACUUGGAACCGCAAUUAGAGAUGGUGGAAACAAAAAGGCCCAACUGCCCUGGAAGAGUCUUCGUCUGCGGUGCUGGUGGCACUUGGAGAGGAGGGAACACUUGCGGAGGCGACGCCUGCGGUGCUCCUCUGUACGAGGAACUGCCUCACAGAUCAGACGACUCCCUCCACAGUGAUGACCACUUCGCUGAAGACGAGCUCAGUCUUGUAGGCGAAGCAGCACCCUGCCGGACCUGCUCCAGACCACCAGCACCCCAAUCCUUGCCUCACAGGCCCAGGCAUCAACGCAUGGACCGACGCCCUAAAUCACUAGAAAGACGACGAACGCAACACAGAAUGCCAAGGCAUGUACAUCCACCUGAUCCUUCAGAAUUCCACGAAGGAGUACUCCUAGAUGCACUGCUAAGGCUGUAUCCUCAAGUGGGAACAGUUGGAGCUAGACCGCAAGGACCUUUGCAAAUGGGGGCCGGUGGUGCGUGGCCUGGAGGUGAACUCCCUGGUAUUGCAUGCUGGAGAGGACCUAGAGCUUCUCCAAAGCCUCCAAGCGGAGAUUCCUCCUUCGGAUCUGAUUCCGGGUACAGCAAUAAUACUUGUGGAACCUGCGGAACGAGAGCGUCUUCUAGACAUCGGUUAUCAGCGGAGAUACCCAUGUCAUGAACAAGUGAACUUCCAUUUGUGACUUUCAAUUGUUGUGAUGGUUGAAUGCCAUGACUCUCCCAUAGUGUGUGAUGUUGAACAAUCGAAUUCACAGUGCAGGAAUUAUUGUAAUCAUUGCAUUUAGUAGUUUACUUUCUCUCGGCCUAAGAUACGUUCACGGCCUCAAUUUCAAUGCCUUCUAAUAUAGCGACCACUGAUACGUUAUAAUCCACUGUCAUUUCACCAAUUUUGAACCCUUUAGGGACUACUUUUCUACAACUCUGUACAAAGUUAAAUUUAUUAUCAAAGUAGAAGGUUCGUCCCUAUUUAGAUUUAGCAACUUCAUUUCGAAGACUUGUAACGAUCAUUUUAUUAGCAAUUAAAUAAUGGUUUUGUACAAAAUUCAUGUGACCAUAUUUUUAGGUAGUGAUAUAGAAGUUUCGUCCUAGUAAGUUAUUUCAAACUAGUCCUAAAAUUAUCACAUUCAUUACGAAUUAUUGAUGAUAAAAUUCUACACGAUGAUUUUCGUAUGAAAACUAAGAGUUGUAAAAUUUUUGAAUUUGUAGAUAUUGUAAAAAUGUAGGUAAACGAAUUACAAGAGGAAUAGUAAGUUGAAUUUUAUAAUCAUAUCAUUAUAGGUAUCCACAAUACAUUAAAACACACCUCUAAAUUGUUUUGAAAAGAAACUUUUUAAUGUCUUGUUUUAAUUUUAUCACUGGUGCUAAACUUUUCAUGUGUUUUAUCUUCGUAAAUUAUACUUAUGUCCUUUUAUUCAUCGACAAAUGCUUUUAUAUUUAUAUUUGUAAACGUUUUGACUUAAAAUGAUUUAAAUCAUUACUUUUAUUUUGUUUCUGACUCAACUAAAAUUAACUUAAGUUUGUAAAUGAAGUACAUAUUUUUUGGUGGUCCAAAAGUAUUGUUUUUGUUUUCUGUUUUGUGUGUAUAAUUUAAGUGAUAUUUAUUUUUUUACCAUUUGUUUUAUUGUAUAGAUUAAAGGUUGCAUCACUUAUGUAUUACAAAUCAUGGACUGGUUUGUCCGAUCUGUAAAUUAAUAUGA
Ostrinia furnacalis (Asian corn borer) is the source of this 2823-nucleotide messenger RNA. RefSeq names its product putative Hedgehog signaling attenuator pxb (gene pxb). Bases 330 to 1787 code for a protein of 485 amino acids. The record is from RefSeq and is a predicted model, not a curated record. Lineage: Eukaryota; Metazoa; Arthropoda; Insecta; Lepidoptera; Crambidae. The transcript is spliced from 7 exons.